Molecule: messenger RNA, 1392 nt
Organism: Salvia miltiorrhiza (redroot sage)
Lineage: Eukaryota; Viridiplantae; Streptophyta; Magnoliopsida; Lamiales; Lamiaceae
Product: dehydrodolichyl diphosphate synthase 6-like
Exons: 2
Coding region: 359-1177 (272 amino acids)
Biological process (GO): polyprenol biosynthetic process
Cellular component (GO): endoplasmic reticulum
Source: RefSeq, a predicted model, not a curated record
UUAAAUUUUGCUGCACAUUAAGUGCAAUUGCAGUAGAUGACAAUGAAAUAACAAUACAUGUAGCAGCACCAUUUCAUUGCUGCUGCAGCAGAUGAAUGAACUGAAAAUAUGGGCGUACAAAUGUAUGUGUGUCUAUAAAUAUUGUACUAUUCAUUCAAGAAACUAAAACACACGAAACUUGUGAUUCCAACAGAAUUUAUGUUUUGCAGCCCACAUUUGGCCGUAAUAAUCGCCCUCACCAAGACUGCGGUAUCAUGCUAUGCAACUACUACAACUUGCUAUAAAAUAUUUAUGUGUUGCAGUUUCGAUAUUCAAAAGGGUUUUUCUCCAAUGUUAAUGAUUAAGUUGCUGCAGGUAGAUGAUGGAGCGACAGAGCAGCAGCCUAGUGGUGCGGUUGCUGGGGAGUUCGGCGAGCUACAUGAGGAGGUUCCUGUUCCGCGUGCUGUCGGUGGGACCGGUGCCACACCACGUGGCGUUCAUCCUAGAUGGGAACCGGAGGUUUGCCCGGAAGUGGAAGAUGGAAGACGUAAUGGGGUACAGGGCGGGGUUCCUGUCCCUGAUGACGCUGAUCAAGUGCUGCUAUGAGCUCGGGGUGAAGUACAUCACCAUCUACGUGUUCAGCAUCGAGAACUUCAAGAGGAAGCCCGACGAGGUGCGGUCUGUGAUGGACCUGAUGCUGGAGAAGAUCGAAGGGCUGCUCAAGGAAGAGAGCAUUCUGGAGCAGUAUGGAGUGAGGGUGGAGUUUGUGGGGAAUCUGAAGCUCUUGAAUGAGUCAGUCAGGAUUUCAGUAGAGAAGGCCAUGAAGGCGACGGCUCGUAAUGACCGGGUCAUUCUGGUGGUGGCCGUCGCCUAUACUUCAACGGAUGAGAUGGUGCACGCUGCUGAGCAGUGCUGCCAAAACAAGAGUGUUGAUGGAAAGCUUGUGGAGGUAGCAGAUGUGGAGAGGCACAUGUACAUGGCGGGCGUGCCUGAUCCGGACAUUCUUGUGCGCACCUCAGGAGAGACGCGCCUCAGCAACUUCCUGCUCUGGCAGACUUCUAACUCGCUGCUGUAUUCGCCUAAGGCGCUGUGGCCGGAAGUUGGGCUGCACCACCUCAUCUGGGCGGUCUUGAACUUCCAGAGAGUCCAACCUUACCUCCGCACUAGGAGGAACUACCUACCUUUGUCUACUCAGUAAUAAGGAUUUUCAUUUGCCUUAAUAAUUAUAUCAACAUCAAAUGAAAUAAGAUUACAAAAGAGGAACUGGAACUGAGGCUUACAACUGGGUGAUUAUAUAUAUAGAAAAUAAGAGAGUGGGUACAUAUGUAUCAGCUAAAUAAACUGUGUUUCACAAUGAAAGAAUACAUAACAAUAGUAGCAGUAUGGCUACAGAGUUGCUGAAUGUAGCUAAAA